AUGGAAGAAGAUGACUAUGUUGUAAAAUCUGGUAUUGAUACUUCUGAAUUAAUUGUAAUCUCACGCAAGAUUAAUAUCAAUAAUCUUAAAGAAGAGAACUCUUACCUUAAAUGCAAUUUACAAGAAAAUGUCACAAAAUUAAAUGAAGUUUUAAAA
Molecule: messenger RNA, 156 nt
Organism: Funneliformis geosporum
Lineage: Eukaryota; Fungi; Glomeromycota; Glomeromycetes; Glomerales; Glomeraceae
Source: the annotation of a GenBank genome assembly